Lactuca virosa is the source of this 1101-nucleotide messenger RNA. Lineage: Eukaryota; Viridiplantae; Streptophyta; Magnoliopsida; Asterales; Asteraceae. The record is from the annotation of a GenBank genome assembly.
AACACGAUAAAGAAAACGAAUGAUGUGGGUUCAUAAUGCAUUUGGGAAACUUUGUAUUUGAAGUUUUCACCCCAAAAGAAAUUUGUGGGAAGAAGGGUCAGAAGAGAGUGAUCCAAUGCGACCCAUUCAAGAUUCCCCAAUCCAAUUUUUGCGUUGUCAAUUCCUACAUAUAUACAUGCUCUUUCCCAAAUAAUCCAUCAAAAGCUAUAGCCUUCCAUUCUCCCUCUCCAUCUCUCUCGUUAUUUCGCAACUUAGCGCUGCAAUGGCAAUGGAGGUUAAGGUGUAUUGCAGAAAGAAUAAGACGGAGAAAACCCGACAAAUUGAUCACAUACCCAAGUGUUUUCAGCUUCCGAGAAGUGCUUCUACAUCCAAACCUCGCACUGAAUUCUUUCUUCCCAUCUGUUCCUCCAAAGAUAUAGAGCUUCGAGAGAUUCAGACAAGUGUCACUAUGGGGAGGUUAAAUAUGUCAAAUGACACAAUAAGGCGUACAAAUACAAUUUAUCCAUUUUUUAAAUCCAUUGAGUCUGAAAACAAUGUUAAAUCAUUUGGUCAAAAAGCACAUGUUCAACCAUGCAGUAACAGAAAUUAUGAAGAUAGAAAUGAUGCAUUGGAUUUGGAGCUGAAUCCUAAUAGAUCACAACCAACAGAAAUCAGGGAAGUAUCCACAACUCCUGGAAGUGCUGUUUGGGCUAAAACACAUGAUCAAAUAGAAAGGGAUAACUCAUCGAGUUCAGGUAGAGCAAGAAGCAAGCGUGAAAGAAAACCAAAAGUCCAUUUUGAUGAGGUCAGUUGCCCGUUAUAUACAUCAAGAAAAGUUAGAAGGUUUAAAAUAAUGCGAUCUCUUGGACUUGCUGCACCUGUUGGAUCACCUUUUAGCUCUUCAUGAAUGAAUCCAAUUAUUAUAAUUUACAAUUGAUAAUUUAUAAUACAAGUGUUCAGUUUAUUGUUAAGUUGAAAAUAGGAAUAAGUUUUUUAUGAACACAAGUAUAGAAACUAUGGAGUAUGUAUAGUUGCUGCAUUUUUACUCCACAUUGAGUUAAAUUUUAAGAAUCCAUACUAAAUAUUUGCAAGAUAGGUUGAAAUUGUUUAUAAUCUUUGAGG